GCACACCAAAUCAAAAACCACAGAGAAUCACUGAGUAAACUGUCAGCUCUACGACUAGCCUUUUGCAAAAGAAAACCCAACGUCUUUCUAAAUUCCCAUUAAUUUUCGUAAAUCAUGUCGAAGUACGUGGCUAAGGUGGGACCCGCGGUUUUUUCCAAGCUUGGCAAAUGGGCCUACAACAUGUCUGGAUUCAACCAGUACGGUCUACACCGCGACGAUUGUCUCUACGAGAACGAGGAUGUGGCGGAGGCAGUGCGGCGCCUGCCCCGCAAGUUGUACGAUGAGCGCAACUACCGCAUCCUGCGGGCACUUCACCUUUCGAUGACCAAGACGAUCCUGCCCAAGGAGCAGUGGACCAAGUACGAGGAGGACGUCAAGUACCUGGAGCCGUACCUCAACGAGGUGGUGAAGGAGCGCGAGGAACGCGAGGAGUGGAAUAAAACCCACUGAUAUCUUGGUCCCCAAUAAGUGUUAAAUGCUGAAAUAUGAAUACGCCUUAACUAUAUGUUAUUAGUAGAUUAAAAGCUUCCAUAAAGGUAA
This is a messenger RNA of Drosophila biarmipes, 540 nucleotides long. RefSeq names its product cytochrome b-c1 complex subunit 7 (gene UQCR-14L). Gene Ontology annotation, biological process: mitochondrial electron transport, ubiquinol to cytochrome c. Bases 115 to 450 code for a protein of 111 amino acids. The record is from RefSeq and is a predicted model, not a curated record. The transcript has a single exon. NCBI's taxonomy places the organism in Eukaryota, Metazoa, Arthropoda, Insecta, Diptera, Drosophilidae.